AUGGCCUCUUCCCUGCCUCCUGUCCGUAUCAUAUUUUGGACUCGAUGGUUUAAUAGCCUUAUGUUCGAUGGCAACGAUAAGAAUAUUGGUGAUGAGUGCCCUGUACCAGAAGGCUUUGUCUUCAAUAUAUCAAGCGGUGAACCUUGGUGUACAAUCACACCAGACCUAAAUAACCCGGAAGAUGCCUCGGCCUUACUGUUUCAUGCAGCAGACUAUGCACCCAGUCAGGUACCUAGACGCAUCGACAAUCAGCCAUGGAUUCUAGAAACCCAAGAAUCUCCAAUAACAGCAAGCUUCCGAACAAACGAAGGACUCAUGGAGCCAUUUGAUUUCCUUGCUUCUUAUCACUUAAAAAGUGACUUUCUUUUCACCUACUUCUCUCCUUAUGUGUACGAAGUCGCCAAUAGGCCCCUACCCGACGAUUUCAUGAAGAAAAAGACAACACGAGCACCAAUUCUGUGGAUUGCCAAGAAUUGUUAUGCCACAAGCGGACGUCAGACAUAUGUCGCCGAACUGAUGAAAUAUAUUAAAGUCGACAGCUACGGGCCUUGUUUGAACAACAUGGAGUUCACAGAAAAUUUAACGAGAACUGACUUGAUGGCCGAAUAUAAAUUCUAUCUAGCUAUCGAAAACGCCAACUGCGAUGACUAUGUUACCGAAAAGCUAUUUGACACCCUUGUCCUUUCGACCGUACCAAUCGUAGAUGGUCCAGAUUCAUAUGACAGCUUCUUGCCGAAUAGCAAAGCUGGAAUCCGAAUGGACAAAUACCCUGAUCCACGAGAUUUAGCAGCAUAUAUUGAUUAUCUUGACAAAAACGAUACUGCCUAUCUUGAGCAUCUGUCACACCAACGGGACGCACAAACUCUGCCCGCCAAGGAACGUCUUUCUCCUGCAUUUAUUGACAACUGGAGAGAUUAUGGCUUGCACACGAAUAGAUCAGAUUGGUGUUCUGUGUGCCGAGGAGUUGCACCCAUCUGGCGCGGCCGAGUUGAACCUUAUUACACAUACGUACCAGCUGUAGAGCGCAAAGAUAGAUUCCUAAUCGACCGAUCGUGCAAUAAACCGGGAAAGUGGGACUAUGCAUCUAGUGGACCUCCGUAUAUUGCACCCUGGGCACAAGUACCACAUGAAGGAGUUGAUUCUGUUCAAUUGGGCGGGGAUUCGACACAUGGAGAGGUAGUAGGAGAUCAAGUAUGGUCUAUACUGUCUAUCUGGAAAUUAGAAAUUGUAAUUUGUGUUUUAUUCUUAUCUUUUAUCGCAUCGAUGCUUUAUAAGCGUCAUAUGUUCAUCUGCCUACAGCAAAGAAGUUCCUUACCAAAAUAGAUCAAUUUCACCAUUCUUUAUUUUAUCUUAUUUCAAAUAUAUAUAUAAAUAAAGAGACACACACACAUAUAGAGAUAAUCAAAAACUCUUAUUUUCGCUAUUAUAUAC
Phycomyces blakesleeanus NRRL 1555(-) is the source of this 1431-nucleotide messenger RNA. RefSeq names its product glycosyltransferase family 10 protein. The coding region runs from base 61 to 1323 and encodes 420 amino acids. Gene Ontology annotation, cellular component: membrane. The record is from RefSeq and is a predicted model, not a curated record. Gene Ontology annotation, molecular function: alpha-(1->3)-fucosyltransferase activity. The transcript has 4 exons. NCBI's taxonomy places the organism in Eukaryota, Fungi, Mucoromycota, Mucoromycetes, Mucorales, Phycomycetaceae.